UGAAUGUGUUGCCCUUUCACUUGAUGCUGCGAGUGCGCCGCAACUCUCGAUAACAAGAUGACCGAACAAACAGACGACAUUUUGCGUCAGGGUAUUCACAUGGAAGAGCUCAAGCGACUUGGAGACAGAGAGCCAUCUACAGCCGCCGAGGCAAAUGCCGUCCUAAGAGCUAUCAGGCUGGAAAAGGGAUACCUAGAUGAGCAGACUCUAUCCGAUAUCAACUCCAUUAGAGAGUCAAGCCGAGCAACUGUUUUGGGAUUUGUCGAACGACACAAAGCGAUUGAGGCAGCUUAUACCACGAGCAUCUCAGAACAGUUGUACUCAUCCAAGUACCGAUUUUUGUUCGAACUGAUACAGAAUGCCGACGAUUCUUACUAUCGGAAAUCAUUUAGUCUGUCAAGAGAUCAAGUUCCCUUUCUUCAUUUCACUGUUUCUCAACAAAACCUCAUUGUUGAGACCAAUGAAGUUGGCUUCACGCGAGAGAACAUCAACGCAAUUUGCGCGACUGGUAAAAGCUCUAAAAAGGCCAAAGCGGAAGACCAACAUAUUGGUGAAAAAGGUUUCGGAUUCAAGGCCGUCUUUGCUAUUGCUGAUGACGUACACAUCCAGUCCGGACUAUGGUCAUUCCGCUUUCGACAUCGCAGGGGCGAAGACGGGCUCGGCAUGGUGACUCCCUUGGAAGCUCCAAAGGUAGAAUUGCCGGCAUUUGUGACAACUAGGAUCACUCUAAAUUUGGCAGAUCGAUCAGAAAAUAGCUACCGGAAACUUCUUGAUGCUAUUAGGGAGAUUCCUGACACUACUAUAUACUUCCUCCAGAACUUGGAGUCAAUAUCGUUCAAAUUCGCUCGCGAGGAUGGGAAAAUGGUUCAUAUUUCCCUUGAAAAGUAUCCGCUGGAACAGAAGACGCAUACCAAAAUCAACCGAUACGAAAAGAUAGACGACGCUGAACAUUGCGAUGAAAGCCAUUUUCGAGAGUUCUCUGUAGUCAUUCGCAGCAUGCCCAAAGAUGACCGUCGAAAGCAUACUAUAAGCGCAACUGUAAAGUUAGCAUUUCCUGUUAUGCCAAAAUCCGGGAAACCCAAAAUAGACGCGCUUGGUAGUAGGCACGUCUUUGCCUUUUUGCCUAUUCAGCGUUUACCGAUACAAUUUCUGAUCCAGUCAGACUUCAUCACCUCGGCAAGUCGUGAGAGUGUAGUAGAUUGCACGUGGAACGAUGUCAUCUGCUCAGGAAUUGCUGAUGCAUUCGUACGGGCUAUCGAACAGUUUGCGACUCGGACCGAUCCACUAAGAUAUUCAUGGCUGGAAUUCUUGCCAAAUCGUUUCCUCCAAGCACCCUGGAAAGGGUUACACGGAAUGAUUAUGGGGAGACUCAAGUCCAUGCCGAUUCUUGAAACUUUGGAGACCCACACCCUUCGAAGUCCGCUUCAGUUGCGCACAAUACCGCCUUUUGCAAAGUAUAAUGGUGAACCUAUCGUUCCAGAUCUGUCAGAUGAGAUCUACCUUGCACAAGAAUACAACGCUCACAUCAGUGAUUCAGAUCUUCGAGGAGGAUUAGGAGUUGAAACUCUGUCGCUAGGUGAACUUGUAGACCGUGUCCAGGUUGACCUUGUACGUCAUAGUUCGAAACUCAGGUCUCGAAACCCUGAUGAUGCUUGGCAUAUAAAAUUUGCCGAAAUGGGGCAGAAGAUCCUAAGAUCAAAGGAUGCUUCAACCAUCCAUCGCUUCAAGAAAUUGGCUAUUAUCCCUCUCUCCAAUCCCAAUCAAUGGACAGGCGCACCGGGAAUAAGCUUGGGUGCUCUUAAAGAGAUAUACUUUUCGUACAUCGGCUCAUCAAAAAUCCCGGAAGACCUUGGAAUACAAUUACUUAACAUACAGGGUUCAAAAAGUCCAAUCAGGAGAAGCUUUUACGAGGCCUUGGGUGUGAGAACAUGCCCUACGGAUUUGGUCUUGGCCAAGAUAAAGGAAGCACAUAAGGCACUGAAACCAAAGCUCGAUCUUAAAGAUCAUAUACAAUUUCUGUGCAAUUCUCAGUGUGAUAUCACUGAUCUCAAGCCUUGGCUGCUAGUUCCGACGGACACCGGGAAGCAAGUACAAGUGUCACGGUGCUUUUACAUAGCCUCGGGUGAAGAGUACAGUCUGAACCAACUCAUUCCACAAGCUGUGCGCCUUUCGAAAGAACUCGACCUCAAUGUAUUACCAAAAUCAUUUAUGGAAUGGGACUACCCUCAAGGUUCGAUAAGGUCCCAAGACUGGAUCAAUUGGCUAACCAUUGAAUUACGGGCUCAAAAGAUACCACAAUUUCUUCAGAAAGCCCCUCUUGCAGACCAAUUAUCUCACAUCAACGCAGUGAGAGAAUUCAAUGGAUCCAAAUUUCUCAGCAUGUUAAAAGUGCACUGGAGCGUAUACCAAACACCUGCAACCAUGUUGCAACGGCAACUCAGCCAAUUUAAAGUACCUUGUAUGUCUAGAACAUCUGCACCAUUGGAGAAAACGUAUCUUCCUACUCAAUCCAUAAGAGGAAAACUUGAGAGUUACAAGAUACUAGGGAAAGAACAUGAUAUGAUCAAGAUUCUUGAAUUGCCAGAGGGGUGGCUUCAAAGCAAUCAAAACAGUAGCUGGAGUUUCCUCGAGUCUUUUGGCGUCCACCUCAAGCCAGAUAUUAUCUUCUACCAAGAUGCCUUGGAUCUAUUAGUUACUACAACUCUGUGUGCUCCUGCAGAAGCAUCCUGUGCAAAGGAUCUUUACAGAUCAAUGGCCGAACUUACGACUCUGGCAGACCAGCCUAUCUUACGGAAACUAUUCAAAUUGUAUUUGUACACCUGGACGGCUCAUGGUUGGUGGACGACCGCCCAUUGUGUAUGGAAGGGCCCAGACUUCCUCGAUUAUUUUGGCAUCCUGGAAACCGAGUAUGGGGGCGAUCCACUGUUAGAGACGUUUUUCAAAACCACCAUUGGCAUCAAGGACUGUACGACAAACACGAUUCUGGAAGAGCUAGAAUGCUGGGGCGCAGAUGAAGAGCCUGAGAAACCGAUCAAUCUCUAUCUAUCCCAGGAGGUGUAUCUUUAUCUCGAUUCAACCGUACAGCUCGAUGAAUGGCAGGCAGUUAGAGACGCCUUUAAUACCAAGCCAUUGGUUCUCGGAGAAGGGGGAGUAUGGUACACGCUCCAUCAAUGCUUGUGGAAUAGUCCAUACCCACUAGAAGGCUACCUGGACUUGAAGCUUGUUUAUCCGAAACUUCGCACAUUUUUCACGCAGCGAUUGCGUGUGAAAACAGCCACCCCGGAACUUCUCAUCAACGAACUAAGACAGAUGGCCGAGACUCAUCCAGAGAACAUUGAUGAAAUAAAGCUACGGCUCAUUCAGAUCGGGAGAUUCUUUGCAAAUUCCCAUACAGCAUUGAAUGUUGAAGGCCCUCUGAGUGAUCUCAAGAAGGUUGCAUUUCUUCCUCAAAAGUUGAGCGACGGCAAACGUAUACUGCUGAAGGUUGAUGGUGAUUAUGCCAUUCUGGAUCACGAAAGGUACGGGAGGGCACUAGCAAUGCAUGAUCUCCUACUGGAAUUUGAUAUCGAGGAGACACAAAUCAUGAACAUGAUGUUCAGGAACCUGGGUAUUGCUCAUAGGUAUUUAUCUGAGGUUGUGGCCGAAGAAUCGAGCAUAGGAGACGAGAUCAAAGUGGAGGAAAAGUUAUCGAACGAAUUUUGCAACAAAGCAUAUGCGCUAUAUUGUUGCGCCGUAAAACAUAAAAGUAGUAAGGCUCUUCGUGGCGACCGCCAUAUUUUUGAGCUACUACAAUCAGCAAAGAUCUAUUCUGCUACGAAAAUAUCCACAUAUCUUGUGGUUCAACGCGCAAACGAACCAUUGAAGGUUGAGAGCGACAGGUCGGAAAUUCACCAUGACCUUAUUGAUGGUAAACUUAGAGUUUUCAUACCGGAAGAUCGCCAACGACGUCGAGCAUGCUACCGAACGCAACUGCCUAAGCUCCUGGCUACUCUAACUGGCAUCGGCUCCGCAGCCAUACAUGAUAUCUCUAUCAUACUCGGGUGCGAAGUGUGCGACUUGGCCACUAUUCUGAUUGAGCAAGAUAUUUACGAUGUAUCUUGGCUGGAGAAGCCUUUUAUCGAUCUUUCUGAGCAGAUAAUAAGGGAGGAUGAUACUGAUGUGUUGCCAAAUGAAGAAGCCGAGGGUACAACGUCGGUGACUGUUGAACGCGCUCGAAGCAACUACAGUGUGGGUAGAGAAUUCGCACCCAGUCCACGCAUAAUACCAAGACCUUUCAAUCGCGAGGAAAGCCAACCUCACUAUCUUAGUCAAUCUCCCAGUUCUACAGGAGAUGAUCACCGACCCGGGACAUGGAUAUCAACAGAAUACCGUAGACUAGUUGAGCAGAUCAUAACGUGCGCCAUGCGAGAGGCAGAAAACAACACUCAAGCAACACCAGACAACAUCACGUCAAUACCGUUUGACUUAGAGUCUACUUUUGGUCUUCGACAAUUCAAUGAGUUUGCAUACAAUCGACGAAUUGGGGCAGCCGGAGAGGCAUUUGUUUUUGAAUCACUUGCGAAACUUGGCUUACCUCAUUUUGGACGACAGAAUUGGAGAAGCACAAUACGCGGCACGCUUACAGAACAUCAUGCUCGCUAUUCAGACCUGCGAAACUGGUCUGGCCUCGAGACUGCCGAUAUAGUGUACAAAGACGACAAUGGUGCUUUCACCCGUUACCUUCGCAGUUGUUGUGAAGGUGACUUUCCUCACCAGAUCAUGUUGGAUCAUAACCACGUUGCUCAUCCCAUCGAGUAUUAUCUGGAAGUCAAAACCACUCCCAGUCGGUACGAGACGAAGUUUUACAUGAGCGAUGUACAGUACAAACGGAUGCAUAGUAUGGUUGUCGAUCGGGCCCAUCCCUCUCAAGUUUAUGUCAUCUUCAGGGUGUACAACCUGACCCUGCGGUCCAUCGGAAUGAAGACUUUUGUGGAUCCUCCGAGAUUCCAGGGAACAAAAUUGAAUUUUGAGGCAGAGAGUUGGCUGGUAAAGGCAAAAUGA
Messenger RNA from Aaosphaeria arxii CBS 175.79, 5040 nucleotides. RefSeq lists its product as uncharacterized. The record is from RefSeq and is a predicted model, not a curated record. The coding region runs from base 58 to 5040 and encodes 1660 amino acids. The transcript has 8 exons. NCBI's taxonomy places the organism in Eukaryota, Fungi, Ascomycota, Dothideomycetes, Pleosporales.